Messenger RNA from Botrytis cinerea B05.10, 1770 nucleotides. RefSeq lists its product as hypothetical. NCBI's taxonomy places the organism in Eukaryota, Fungi, Ascomycota, Leotiomycetes, Helotiales, Sclerotiniaceae. Bases 83 to 1546 code for a protein of 487 amino acids. The record is from RefSeq and is a predicted model, not a curated record. Gene Ontology annotation, molecular function: heme binding; monooxygenase activity; iron ion binding. The transcript is spliced from 5 exons.
GACACUUCUCUCUUAAUAUUGGCAAUUUCAAAUACAACUAAUAUAACACCAUUGUUGUGACGAGAUAUUAGCACAUUGCCUCAUGGCACAUAUUAUCCUCCUGAGUGUGGCUUUGGUGUCUGUCUUCCUAAUUCUGCGUAUUUUUUAUCGAAUAUUCUUCCAUCCACUCAGCAAAUACCCCGGGCCAGUGCUUGCUGCUUCAAGCCGCCUGUGGUAUAUCAACCAGAUGAUCAACGGAACUCUCGCUUUUACAGUCAAAGAAUUACAUCAGAAAUAUGGAAAGGUAGUGCGCAUAGCGCCUGACGAGCUUUCAUUCGUCUCCAGCCAAGCUUGGGUCGAUAUCUAUGGAUUUCGAAACGGAAAACCUGAAAUGAGUAAAGAGACGCCAUUUUUCACAAGUAAAAAUAGUUCUGUUGGUGGAGUUAUUUCUGCUGAGAGAGAGAUGCAUGGUAUUCUCAGAAAGCUCAUGUCGAGGGGAUUUUCGGAAGCUGCAUUGAGGGAGCAAGAGCCAAUCGUUCAAGGUUAUACACAAUUACUCAUUGAUCAACUGAAAGAGGAAUCAAAGAAGGGGAAAACGGUUGACAUGGUUUCUUGGUACAAUUUCUUCACCUUCGAUGUCAUUGGUGAUCUUGCAUUCGGCGAACCUUUUGGCUGUCUCACAUCUUCAUCAUAUCAUCCUUGGGUAAAGAUGAUAUUCGACAGUAUGAAGUUCAAUUAUUUUUGUCAAGCAUUGAAUUACUAUCCUUCCAUCGAGUGGAUGCUGCCAUUAUUCAUGCCAAAAUCCCUCGCACAGAAAGGGGCUGAUCAUCAUAAAAUGACGGUUGAGAAAGUUAUGAGACGAAAACAAAACAAAACUGACAGGAUGGAUUUUCUAUCACUCAUGGUAAAGCCAGAGAAUGGAAUUAGCGAUCAGCAGUUAAUUGCGAAUUCAAAUCUUUUGAUUGUGGCUGGCAGUGAAACAACGGCGACGGCUUUAGCUGCUUGCACAUGGUAUUUGUGCAAGUAUCCCUCGACAUUAGCGAAGCUUACAGCGGAGAUUCGAACGGCAUUUUCGAGCUCAGAUGACAUAACUUUCUUGGGGGUCAACAGACUCAAAUAUCUCAACUGCGUUCUGACUGAGACGCUAAGAUGUUUUCCAUCUACACCUACGGGAGUGUCAAGAAGGGUUCCACAAGGUGGAGAUAUGAUUGAUGGUGGCUUUGUUGCCGGUGGGAUGCAAGCGGGUAUCGCUCAGUUGGCAGCGAACCAUUACCCGUCGAAUUUUACUAGACAUGAUGAAUUUAUCCCCGAACGUUUCGAGACAAAUUGCCCACCAGAAUUUGCGAAUGACGAUAAGGCAGCAAUGCAAUCUUUCAGUUUCGGUCCUAGAAAUUGCCUUGGGAAGAAUCUUGCGUAUGUAGAGAUGCGGUUAAUAAUAGCCCGUAUUUUAUGGGAAUUUGACAUUGAGAUGUGCGAUGGAAUGGAAAACUGGAGUGACGUAAAGAUAUUCUUAGUCUGGGAUAAGAAGCCACUCCCAGUUAGACUUACGCCAGUCCCAAGAGAUUGAGAAAUUGAGAAAUGCGUGCGUCGCGUGGAGAUGCAUUUAGAUUGAUAAAAACUUGGUAAACUUGGGUUGUUAGAGGUGUUGGUAGUUGACAAAAUCGAAAAUGUGAUUCUGCACCAGGGCAUUGGAACAAGGAGAAGUUAUUACGCUAUAAUUAGAAUCUCUAUUUAAUUUUCAUUUUGGAGCUUUGAUUAAUACAGAGAAAUUUGAACUAUCACAAUUUAUCA